This is a messenger RNA of Trichogramma pretiosum, 2177 nucleotides long. Its product is annotated as shootin-1-like. The record is from RefSeq and is a predicted model, not a curated record. Bases 504 to 1094 code for a protein of 196 amino acids. The transcript has 2 exons. NCBI's taxonomy places the organism in Eukaryota, Metazoa, Arthropoda, Insecta, Hymenoptera, Trichogrammatidae.
GUCGCGAGGCUCGUCCUAGAACGUCUGCAGCAAGGAGCGCUUAGUCUAAAUCGCUCCUCCAGCCAGGCAGAUCGCCGAGGCAGCAGCAGCAGCAGCAGACAAAACAAACUCUGUACCUGCUCCGUGGCUGCUCUGGCGGAUCUUUCGAGGGUCGAUCAAUCUCGUUGUACAUCGAAGCGUGACGAGGCGAAAUGUGCAGCGCCGAUUGUUGAAUACCUCCACACGGACACGCACUUGUACACGAAAGAAACGUCGUAGAUAGCAGCCGAGUUUUCCUCGCGGCCUCCUGCCUUUUCUGCUGCUGCUGCUCAGCCGAGGGUUGUGUGCGUGUACGAGUUGAUUCUGGCUGGAAGUAGUGGUAGUAGCUGCGCCUGCGCCCCAAAGUCACGAGCUACAAUUAUCCCGCACACGUAUCCUUUAUCGCGAAGGAUUUCUCAUCGCGAGCUUGCAGGUAUACCGAGUAGUCAGAGUUUGCAAAGUGAAGAGCAGAUAAGCCGAGCAGCAUGACGGUAACGUCGGAGCUCAAGGAGAUACGGGAGAUGCUGCGCAAGAUCAUCCGCGACAUGACCAAGAUACGCGAGACCCAGAAGCAAAUGAAGGAGGAGAUGUACGAGGUGAAGGACGACCUGCGCAAAUUCCGCGAGUCCUGGAAGAAGGAGAAGUACGACAUAGAGAAUCGCAUCAUGAGGCUGGAGGAGCGCGACACGGUCAAGCGCGAGCUCAUGCAGAGGCUCAUGCGCUUCGAGAAGAUGCAGGAGGCCAUCGAGAUCAAAGAGAACAACAGCAACAACAGCAUCAAGUGCUGGGACGACUGCAUGCAACACAAGACCAAAAUCGUUCAGCAGCAGCAGCAGCAGCUGUCGGUGGACCUGCCCCCGCCACCGCCGCCCCCGCCGCUGCCGGCCAGUGCCUUCCUGCCGAGUUACGACAUCGAGCGGCGGAUCGAGUGCGUCUUGGGCGAUAAGGACAAGAGCCACAAGAGCACCGUCAACAUCGAGUACAAGAAGCUCUGCAUCAACGAGAAAAACAUGAUACUCAAGGACGGGCGCAGAUUGAUCAAGCAGUUCUUCGGCGGCGGCAGGACCGACCUCUAAAUCUCCCCGUGUCCUCCAGUCCUCCGUGCGCAGCUGCAAUUAUCAAUUUCAUAUCGUGCACCUAUGCAAUUAUAUCACGUACAUCUCUCCCUGUCUCGAGAUUGUUCGACGCUAAAUGAGAAGCCUCGUCGCGAAUAGAGUCUCUGUAUAUUUUCAUAGGCGCGUGUAUAGCGAGUAAUUUGAAAAUCUUUAUCAUAGAGAGUGCUAACUAUUUUUGCUAAAAUACAACUUGUUUUUUAGUGCCUUUUUAUCGAGUGCGUGUAUGUUGCGAUACGUGUAUUUCACGACGCGUGCGAAAUAAGAGAAAAACGUGCAAAAAUUUCAAGUACAAGCCGCUGAUACGGAUCUCAAAGCUAAUUUGACUAGAUUUCUCCUCUCAAAUUUGCUCCAGCAGCAUACCAUUAUAAAUACGUAGAAUUACUCGGUUAAGAAGUUCCUUUACUCGUUAUGUGUCUCUUAUAUAGCCUAAGCGAGUGAUGAUAUACAUAUUUUAAUUUUCUUUUACGAGAGACCUGCACGCUUAAUAAGUAAUUACGUAUUUUGGAAUUUGUGUGAACCAAUAGUUUCGACAUAGCAAUCUGUCCCAAGUAAAUAAAGUGUGUAUUUUUAAUUAAAGUAAUUAAUAACAUAGGGUCUAUUCGGAGGAGAUGAGGGUACGAAAAUGGAGCUUAUUUUGGAUUUCCGUGCGCGAUGAAUUUUGUCGAACAAAAUUGGAUCAUUUGGAUGGUACCCCAUUUUAACCCCGACUCAAUUUAAGAAACAGAUCAAAAUAUAUUAUAUCACGUACAGUCAUAAGUGUGUGUAAAAAAAUUAUGUAUAAGAUUAUAUAUUUCUCGAUGUUUUUCAGAGGUUUCAGAAUUCUGCUAAAAAAUUUCAUUGUUAUAUAAUUGAUUGACGAUACGUAACUUGUCUUAUAUAGAGAUACACAAAGUUGCCUUAUCAGAAGAAAUAAAACGUAUAUAGAUGCACAAAUAUUUAUGCUACCACAUAACUAUAUAAAUGUAUAAAAAAUAUAUAUAUUUCCGAAAUAUCAUAAUGUUUCUUUGAUCGUUCGAAUGUCUAAUAAAUUUAUAUUGUACAAAA